AGGUAAGCCCUCUUACCUGCCCCUUAAUUUCAAAUUAUUUUAUGUACCCAUCCAAAACCCUAAAUAUAAUAAUAUAUGUACUUUUCAAGUUGCAUUAGUUUAUGCUAAACCUUCUUAUAGUUGGCCACUAAAACAAUUCUUGGAAACUCCACUCACACCAUACAUAAAACUACAAAAAAUCAACGGAGAUUUCGAUCCAAAACAUUAACAGAAAAAAAAAAACCACUCUUUAAUUCAACUAAUCUAUAACACUAAAAACCCAGUUCCUGAUUCAUAAAGUCUUGAUCUUUUAUUCUUAUACAGUUAAAGAUCACAUAUUUUUAUCAAAAUUUAAAAUCCUUUUUUUAAGAAUGGCUGUUUCUAGUGAUUCAAUUCUUAAAUUCCACCACAAGAUCCUGGUAAAGAGUCCAACUUUUAAUUUAAAGAAUGGUGUUUUUGGAGUUGAUGUUCGAGCUCAUGUUGUUUCUUGUAAUGCAAGAAAAGAGAGAAUUCAGGGAGUGAAAGCAGUAGCAGAGGCAGGUAUUAAGAGGGCAUUUAAGAGCUUUGAAGCGAAUUUGGACUAUUUAGGUUUGGAUUCUGCUGCAGAGAAGGAGUUGAGAGAGAAAGGGUUUUCUGGGUUGAGAAAGACAAAAUUGGUGUGCACUAUAGGGCCUGCUUGUUGUUCAUUGGAGGAUUUGGAGAGGUUGGCAAGAGGGGGGAUGAAUGUAGCUAGACUUAAUAUGUGUCAUAAUACCAGAGAGUGGCAUAGUGAUAUUAUUAGGAAGAUCAAGAAGUUAAAUGAGGAAAAAGGGUUUUGUAUUUCAAUUAUGAUUGAUACUGAAGGUAGUCAGAUCCAUGUAGUUGAUCAUGGAGCUCCUUCCUCUCUUAAAGCUGAGGAAGGUUCAGUUUGGGUAUUUACAGCUCAAAAAUUUGAGGGUUCUCGCCCAUUCACUGUUCGAGCCAACUGUGAAGGAUUCUCUGAAGGCAUUAUGGUCGGUGAUGAACUGAUUAUUGAUGGAGGAAUGGCAACCUUUCAAGUUGUUGAAAGAAUGGGACAUGAUUUGCGUUGCAAGUGCACAGAUCCAGGUCUACUCCUACCUCGAGCCAAAUUGAGCUUUUGGAGGGAGGGGAAGCUAUCCUAUCAAGGUCUCCCGACUAUAUCAGAAAAGGACUGGGAAGACAUCAGGUUUGGAAUUUCUGAAGGUGUUGAUCUCAUUGCUGUGUCAUUUGUAAAUGAUGCCGAGUCUAUCAAGGAUCUGAAGAACUAUCUCUCAACGAAGGGAUCAGAAUCAAUAAGAGUAUUGGCAAAGAUUGAGAGUUUGGAGUCUCUUCAGAAAUUGGAAGAAAUUGUAGGGGCUUCUGAUGGUAUUAUGGUGGCUCGUGGUGACCUAGGAGUAGAAGUUCCACUUGAACAGAUUCCAACAGUUCAAGAGUAUAUAACCCGUAUUUGUAGGCAGCUGAACAAGCCAGUAAUUAUAGCUUCUCAACUUCUUGAAUCAAUGGUUGAAUAUCCAAUGCCGACACGUGCUGAGGUUGCGGAUGUAGCUGAAGCAGUUCGGCAAUAUUCUGAUGCAAUGAUGUUAUCUGGUGAGUCAGCUAUUGGAUCAUAUGGAGAGAAAGCUCUUUCUGUCUUGCGGAUGGUCAGCAGUCGGAUGGAACUACAAAGUCGCAAGGAAAACCGCCAAAGAGUUCUCCAUCAACAUCAGCUUGGAGUUCCAUUGCCUGAUCGCGUAUCUGAAGAGAUAUGCAAUUCUGCUGUUGAAAUGGCUAAUAACCUCGGUAUUGAUGCUAUCUUUGUCUACACAAAGCAUGGGGAGAUGGCGUCCCGCCUUUCUCGCAAUCGUCCAAACCCUCCCAUAUUUGCAUUUACAGAUGACAGUAGUGCUCAGAUGGCUUUGAAUUUGCAGUGGGGAAUUAUCCCGAUAUUAGUUGAUUUGUCUGAUGACAUGGAAGCCAAUAUUUCAAAAACUAUCAAUCUUAUAAAAACAAAAGGCAUGAUAAAAGAAGGGAUUUCUAUAUUGAUAGUCUCAGAUCUCACUCCAUCAAAUGCAAUCCGAACCACCAUCCAGUCAAUCCAGGUGAAGACCAUCGAAUAGGGAACUUCCCAUCUUCUCAAUGCGUUCAUCUCUCAGUGAUACAAGGGAAAGUAAAGAAACAAUAGAAACUGUGAGUUCACAGCAGAAGAUUGCAGAUGAUAUAUGCAUACAAUGAAACUGAAUUCUUUGUCAUUUAUUAUCUCUGUAAAUUGACUGCAAGAGUUACGUUGCUUAGGUGCAGAAUGUUGAACAGACUUGCAGAUUUUUUGGUUAGGAUUCACUUAUGUUUUUCUUCUUCUUUCUUUUCCUGAAUGUUUACAUUUUGUUGUUUUCAGUGAAUGAAAAAGAAGACCCUGCUUUUAUACUAAA
Molecule: messenger RNA, 2384 nt
Organism: Ricinus communis (castor bean)
Lineage: Eukaryota; Viridiplantae; Streptophyta; Magnoliopsida; Malpighiales; Euphorbiaceae
Product: pyruvate kinase isozyme A, chloroplastic-like
Exons: 7
Coding region: 351-2075 (574 amino acids)
Biological process (GO): glycolytic process
Cellular component (GO): cytoplasm
Molecular function (GO): magnesium ion binding; pyruvate kinase activity; potassium ion binding
Source: RefSeq, a predicted model, not a curated record